Messenger RNA from Astyanax mexicanus (Mexican tetra), 1534 nucleotides. It is a transcript of the gene sgca, whose product is annotated as sarcoglycan, alpha. The transcript has 11 exons. Gene Ontology annotation, cellular component: sarcoglycan complex; membrane. The record is from RefSeq and is a predicted model, not a curated record. Gene Ontology annotation, molecular function: calcium ion binding. The coding region runs from base 67 to 1269 and encodes 400 amino acids. NCBI's taxonomy places the organism in Eukaryota, Metazoa, Chordata, Actinopteri, Characiformes, Acestrorhamphidae.
UUUAAACUCAGACGGAGAGUCCACUGUCUUCUCCAACUGCCCCUGUCAAUCAGGGGUCAAAGCAAAAUGGCAGGCUGGGGGGACUGGACUUUAGCACUCACAGUGUGUGCAGCUGGUCUGCUGGUGGUCCAGGCCGACAUUCUAACGUACGCUACUGUAGGCCAGCUGUUUGUGCACGAGCUGCAGAGGGAACAUUUCCAGAAUGAAUUUGAGCCUUUCCUUUACGGGAGGGUGUUUAAUGACCCCAUGGUGUUUAAGUGUAACCGGCAGCUGUUCCCGGAUCUCCCCCGGUGGCUGCGCUUCACCCAGCGUCACCCCUACGAUAACGGCUUCCUGUACGGCACCCCGCUGCAGGGGGACCUGGGCAAGAACACAGUGCAGAUAUUCGUGACAAAUAAGCGAAGUUAUGACACCUUCAAGGAGCGGCUGGUUAUAAAUGUGGGGCCUGCAGUCAAACAAAUGCCCUACCAGGCUGAGUUCUUCAUUGGGCUGAGGGAGAUUGAGAAGGUGCUUCCCUCUGAGGUUCAGAAUGAGAUAAAGAAGGACAUUCAGAUGAUCUGGGGCACCGACAAGCUGGACUACGUCAACAUCACCUCUGCCCUGGACCGGGGCGGCCGUGUCCCCCUGCCGCUGGCUGGACACUAUGAGGGCGUGUACGUGAAGCUGGGGUCAGACCAGCCGUACUCUAAGUGCUUGCGGAGGCUGCAGACGGAAGAUCACCAGAGAGAGUGUAAAGCCGGCGGCAAAAUCGCUGGAGACUGCAGCGUCUGCACCAUCCCUGCUAACUGUGUAACCUGGUGCAAAUCAGUCUUGAUUGAUUUGUCCAGACCCGUUCCCCCUCCUCCAGCCCCGACUGUUGGUUCAGGAAUCCUGGCCUGGGGUGGCGAGUUUAACCCCCCCGACUCUCCACCUGACAGAGACUUUUUACCCGAGUACAUCGUCACUGUAAUUAUUCCUUUUAUUCUCGCCAUCAUCCUCUGCCUCAUUCUGGCCUAUGUGAUGUGCUGCAGGAGAGAAGGAGUUCAGAAACGAGAUGCCAAGACCUUAGAUAUCCAGCUGUACCAUUACCACACCAUCCAUGACAACAGCAGUGAGCUGAGGACGAUGGCGGACGGUCGCUCAGGCGCUCCUCAGCCCCGGUCCACUCUGCCCAUGUUCAACGCUCGCACUGGAGAGAAGGCGGCUCCUCAGUAUCCCUUCGACAGCGUCCACAUCCCUCUCAUCAUGGCCCAGCAGGAGCCGAAUGUAGACACCUUUCCCAGGAAAUAACAGCACAAAUCUGAGGAACACAUAAAAGGAGAAAUUUGCUUUGGAGCUUUUCUUUGUGGCCUGCUGCUUUUAUCUGACCUGUGUUUCAUAUAUAACCACACAUUUGCACUGAAGUGUUUUGAGCUGUGAACAUACACUUUACCAUAUAUACUGCACAGAUGACUUGUUCUGGAUUUGUAAUGCUGCCUGUUGUUUACCGUUUUAAACAGUGUUGGAUUUUUAUCUUCAUAUUUGAAAAAUAUAAUAAAAUCUAUUGGGUACAUUU